AUGCCUGAAUCACAAACAACACUUGCAAAAGACGCCUUCACAAAUACUACGGAAAUCAAAACAAUGGGCAUAGACAUAUUCGAUAAAACGCUCACAGACUCGGACUCUGACAGCAACGAGAACCACCCAAAAUCGAGCCUCAAUAAUAAUAGUCAACCUUCACCCACAUUCCAUCAGCAUAACCAAGCAACUUUGGUUCACCCUGGUGAAUUCGAAUCAGAAAAUCACUUCUAUCCUCGCGUUCUUAAUGCAACUAUCCACCCAUUGGUCGCGAGUUUCUUCCAGUUGGGGAACGAGAGAAUAAUGGCCAGAUAUGCACAUUUAAAUCCUCAAGUUAAUUUGGAUAAGUUAAGGGACUGUUUAAAAUAUGAACCAAAGAGAUUCAAAUGGGCAGGAAGCGAUCUCUUCAAUAUAACAACAGCCUCUGGUCAACGCCAAAUGAUAUUAAUAGAAACCAAUUCUUGCCCAUCCGGUCAGAAAUCAAUGCCGUUGUUAUCCGAUACCGAAGAAUAUGGCGGAUAUCGCGUUGUCUUGGAAACAGCAUUCCAAGAAGUCCUCGAAAAAGCUGAUCCGACACUUGGAGACUUGGCUGUAGUUUACGACAAGAAUAAAAUGGAGACGACGGCAUAUGCAUCUGUAUUGGCAGAACUUUCAAAGGAGAACGUGUGGUGCGUCGAGUUUAAUGAUGAAGAUGAUGAUCCACCUGUCAAGUGGGUUGAUCGGGUCAUGUAUGUGAGAGACGAGAAUAGAGGUGAGUUGAGGAGUGGGGAAUUUUGGGAGAGAGAGUAUGAUGGAGAGGGAUUGGAUAUAUCAAUUUGUCAAGCUAGUCCAAUUCUUGAAUAUUCAAAUAUUGCUAUUCAACCCUUUGUCAAUUUUCCUCUCUUUCUUCGUUGCUCAUUCCUCUUCAAUCUCCUCCACCUCCAACCAAAAACCGAUCACUCUAUUCAGUCUUCCACUCGAUCCGUGCUUGCUUCCGCUACGUAA
Messenger RNA from Paraglomus brasilianum, 984 nucleotides. The record is from the annotation of a GenBank genome assembly. Lineage: Eukaryota; Fungi; Glomeromycota; Glomeromycetes; Paraglomerales; Paraglomeraceae.